GGGGUGUGGAUGGGGUGAUAGAGGGGUGGUUAGGAAGGUGGUUGGGCACCUUGAACCUGCAGGAAAGAUGCUCCUGCUGCCAACCUCUCCCAGCGCAUAACACCCCCAGAACACACGCGUCCUCCCAUCUCCCCUAAGCUCUCCCCAUUCGUCCUUACCGCCCCUCACCGGCACGCUCCCACCCCUCCCCCCCCCCCCAGGUGGCAUGUCGGUGCAGGGCUCGGGGGGUCUGCUGGAGUCGGUGAUGGAGGUGGUGCGGGCGCGGCUCGCCUGGCCGCAGGUGGCGGUGUGGCGGGCGGACCGGGGGGAGGCGUCCCGGCACAGCGGGCUGGACGAGCGGGUGUUCACCUCGGGCCGGCUGCUGCUGGGCCAGGUGGAGCCCAGACUGGCGGUCGAGUACGGACUGGUGGGCUUUCGUACGGCGGAUCGUACGGCACUGGAGGCGGUGUUGGGUGGGGGCGGCGGCGACGGUGGCGGCAAUGGCGGUGGACUCUCAACUCCUCAGCAGCAGCAGCAGCAGCGGGGGGAGGGUGGUGGUGAGGGGGGCGGCAGCGUGCUGUGCUGUCAGCUGGUGGAUAUCACACCGCAGGGUAUCCGCCAGGUGCUGCUCUCCCAGCUACCCCGGCUGCGCGACCUCUGCUGCCCCGCCCCGACCCGCCCCGGACCCCACCACCACCUCCACCCAGCCACCAGCAGCUGCAGCCCGGCAGCCAUGGAGGCGGGGCAGGGGCCGCCGGGGGGUGCGGGUGCGGGUGCGGGUGCGGGUGCGGGUGCGGGAGGAGGAGGAGAGGGUGAGGAGGUGGAGGCUGCGGUGGGAGGGCCGUACACGGAGGUGCUGCGGAGGGCUGCGGAGGCAGCGGGGGCGCGGUGGGGGCCCGCGGCGGUGGCGGUGUUUUGCUGCACGGGCAGGGGGCGGGCGGUGUUUGGACAGCAACCAGGGCAGCAGGGGCAGCGGCAGGGGCGGGGACAGCAGGGGCAGCGGCAGGGGCGGGACGUGGGUGAAUGUGAGGCGGUCAUUGCAGAUGAGGCCCUCCGCCACCGGCUGCCGCUGCUGGGCGCCUACUGCGAUGGCGAGCUGGGUCCGCAGGUGCAGCGGGGGCACACCGGCUGGGCGGCCAGCCCGGGGCUGAGGGGCCGGCAGGGGC
Astrephomene gubernaculifera is the source of this 1145-nucleotide messenger RNA. Lineage: Eukaryota; Viridiplantae; Chlorophyta; Chlorophyceae; Chlamydomonadales; Astrephomenaceae. The record is from the annotation of a GenBank genome assembly.